AUGCCACAACUUGAUCCUCUUCAUAAGUUUAAGAAGCAAUUUGAGCAGUUUAUUGAGAAUAAUCCAAAUGUUAAGUCGGCAGCAAGGUCAGCGUCGCAAAUUCCUGAGUCAGCCAAGGCUGUGAUUAUUUUGUCACCGCUAUCCCUCCAGCAUCGGUUUUCAAGAAAUUGGGUAUCUAAAUCUUAUAAGAAAACGAUUGUGGAGAGGCCUGAGCGGUUGUUGGCUUCUUGUAUGGGCAUUGCAGCUGCGAUUACUAUGUAUCCUGCGCUAUUUACGUUGAAAUCUUCAGAUAAUCGGCAAUCAUCUUUAUUGUCGUCACAUGUUUUGAAGGUGCAUGGUAGUGAUUGGCCGAAGGAGUUGCUACGGCUGUGCCGGGGGGCAAAGGAGAAGAUUGGUAGGAAACAGGUGGAGGUGCCCGAUGAGUGGAAUGUGGGUGAUAUAUAUCUUUGUGAGGAGACUGUGUAUGCAUUGCGUGGGUCUAUUGGGGCGGUUGAGUAUGGGGUUGAUUCUAUUUUUAAGGGGGAAGUCAAUAAAGACACAGCUAACAGGGCGUUUGUUGCAAUAAGACCACCGGGCCAUCAUUCGCAUGCGGCGACGCCCUCUGGGUUUUGUCUUUUGAAUAAUGCGCACAUUGCUGUAGAGUAUGCUGCUGACACCUAUGGCGUCACGCAUGCGGUGAUUUUGGAUUUCGAUCUUCAUCAUGGUGAUGGCACACAGGAUAUUUGCUGGAAGCGUGCUGGGUUUAAGGCAGACGACAUUCAGGAUGCAAAGGGGGAAUAUAAUGAGUUUGAUAAGAAAUUUGCCGAGUUCCCCAAAGUGGGUUAUUUUUCCAUGCAUGAUAUAAAUUCGUUCCCCACAGAACUUAAUUAUGCGUCAAAGGAUAAAGUUAAAGAUGCGUCGACGUGCAUCAUGGACGCCCAUGAUGUCAACAUAUGGAACAUACAUCUACUGCCGUAUGAGACGGAGGAGGAGUUUAAUAAGCUAUAUCAAACCAGGUACCGAACUCUUUUUGCCAAAGCGGAUGAGUUUUUCAAGGCCGCUAAACUCAGCAUGGCCAAAGAUGGGAAACCGUUUAAGGGCUUGGUUGUAAUGAGCGCUGGCUUUGACGCUUCCGAAUACGAACAAGUCUCCAUGCAGAGGCAUGGAGUAAACGUGCCAACCUCGUUCUACAGCACUUUUACCAAGGAUGCGUUGAAACUAGCGCAGAUGCACACGAAUGGUAAGAUCAUAUCGUUACUUGAAGGUGGAUAUUCCGAUGCUGCUAUUGCAUCAGGUGUCUUUUCCCACUUGAUUGGUUUGCAGAACCAAAACUGGAUCACAGAAUGGGGGUCUGCGCAGGUUGUCAAGGAAAUUGUACGUGGCUGCAAGCCUCGUUGGAAGCCUUAUAAAACGAGAAAGGCUGGCGAUGUGAUUCGUAUAUGGGCGGAAGAAGUUAUCCGGUUGGGCAGAAGUAUGAUCACAGAAUUUGAGGAGUUACUGUUCAGUGAUGGACUGGUAUCUGAUUUCAAUGUUCCCAGAGUGACUCGUUCCAGGCAUUCGGAAGUGGUGGCUAAGUUGGAACUGCAAGAUGCCAGUAGCCUCCCGCGUUCGGAUACUCCGACUCCUAAGGAAAGGAAGAGCGCAAGUGCAGGCUCCAACAACACCAAUGGCUCAACAACAACCAAACAAGUUCCGUUUGUUGAGCAGGAUCUCAUAAACGGCACAGACGAUGAGGACGAUGAGAACUACGUCUACGAUGAAGAAUUAAACAAAACUUUCAACCGCACUGUUGAGGAUAUUGCGAUAGACGACAUAUCGAGACACUUGGAAACCUUAGAAUUGGUCCAAGAGUUUGCUGAAAGGCCCAAGGAACCCAUCCGUGCUCGUCCAGCAACCCAACCACAACACAACCACGACCAUCAGCAACAACACCACCACCACCACCAACAAGCGGCUAAUUACCAAAGGACAAAUGCCACUGCGCCGGGGGGAUACAGAGUCCCAUCAAACGACACCACCCGCCAUCUAAGAAACAGCAGGACAUCAAAGUUUCUCAAUAUCGAAGAUAGCGAUAUCUCCAUGAUUUCAAAUGUUUCCCCCUCCAAAAAGCAUUUUAUAAGGGGUGGCAGUAGUGGCAGAUACAAAUCCUAG
Eremothecium cymbalariae DBVPG#7215 is the source of this 2130-nucleotide messenger RNA. It is a transcript of the gene HOS3, whose product is annotated as histone deacetylase. Gene Ontology annotation, cellular component: nucleus. The record is from RefSeq and is a predicted model, not a curated record. The transcript has a single exon. Lineage: Eukaryota; Fungi; Ascomycota; Saccharomycetes; Saccharomycetales; Saccharomycetaceae. Bases 1 to 2130 code for a protein of 709 amino acids. Gene Ontology annotation, molecular function: histone deacetylase activity.